UUCCUGAAUUAUAAUAACAAAAUGUGUACAAAAAAUAUGGAAUUGAAUCAUAUAAUUAAAGAAUUGCAAACCUGUACAGAGGACACUAUUAUUUUCAGAAAGUUGAUAAAUUUUGCUUCAUCAUGCAAAGAAUCAUGGGAUGAUGAAUAUAUAAAACAAUGGCAACCAGUUCUGGUACAUAUUAUAGAAAUCUUCAUUCCAAAUACAGAAAUAAGAAGAGAAAGGACAUUAUUGGCUUCCCACACAUUUUUCGUUUUACUAUCAAUGCAGCCUACUUCGGUUCUUCUAAAAGAUACUUUUACUAAUUUUUUAACGUUUAAAUGUAACGAAGUAUACGUAUUCGAUAAAAAAUACGGUAUCAACGAACCCGAAUUGUUCAAACUAAUUUGUGCUCACGGGUAUUUACAAGCGAAUCGUAAGGAAAUGUACUCCAAUGACAUUUGUCUUCUAAUUUUUGAUCUUAUAUUCGAACAUUGCGUAAGGUAUACGAAACAUUCUUAUUUCGCGUAUAAAAUAUUAUACAUGUGGUUGCAAAGAACUAUGAAUACAAAUCUUUGGAGCACAUGCUCGGCGGACUUACACAUCGAGCAGCAACUUGAAAAAAUUAUUUUCUCAAAUUGGCAUAAUGCUAUCAAUGAAAUAAAUAAGCAAAAUUCAGCGCUUAUUUUUAAUAUGUACCUGAAAAUUAUGGAUAAAAAGUAUAGUGGAUACCUAGAAUAUCUAUUUAAGCAUUGCGUCGAUACAAUUUCAUGGCAGAACGAAUUAAAGUACGAUAUACUCGCAGAGAUUUGUGAAGUCUGGGACAAAAUUGAAGUUAUGACGUCCCGUGACUUUUUACUUUCUCUGUGUACAAGCUUAACGAAAUAUUAUUUGCGUUCAGCGGGUACGAAAGUUUACCUUGCCAUUGUAAAAAAGUUAAGCGAAAAUGAGUGGGAAAAAGCAUUUGGAGAUAUAAUAAAUUAUCUCUUCCAUCAUUGGGAAUCAGUGGAAAAUGAAAACUAUGAUGCUCUUCAGUUACUCUGGAAACACUGGCUUAAACCAGUCGUUAAAAAAUACAGAAAUAUCUUACCGUAUUUAUGGGAAUUGACCAGAGAUAUAAAGACGCAUUUUAUCCGUUCGCAUCUUCAAAAAAUCGCCUGUGAAAUGCAUAUUGUUCUUCCACAACAAGCAAGCGUUGAGUGUUAUAUAUAUCGCAGUAACAAGAUCGUGAGAUUGAACGGAUUUGCCAUAAACUGUUAUGAAGCGAUUAACAUUUACAAUGAGAAUAAAGAUCGAUUCUUUACAAUUAGAAAUUUUCUAUGGCACAAUGCAAAUAGUACAACAGUCUAUAUGAGAGAUAGGAUUGUGAAAUAUUUUAAAGUAUUUUAUGCUAAUGUCUUAAAGAUGUGUGAUAGCAGAACAGACUGCAUACAUGAUGUAUACUAUAUCACAUAUUGGCUGCAUGAAUUUCUAUUAGAUUGCUUUGAACUAGGUUCUUGUUAUCAAAGAAACAUUCUAGGAAUAAAUUUAUAUGAAGCUAUACUUUCUUUUACCGAUGGGCAUGUGAUAAAUAAAUCCAAUAAUAUGGAAAAUACAUUGAUAGAAAAACAUUUGAAAACUACUGACAAUUGGAAAUUUACAAACAAAAGAAGUUUAAUUGUUUUAAUAACACUUGCGUUAAAUUCUACGCUUGAUGUUAAACGAAUAGCCAUUUCUGUUAUUCUUAAAUACUUCGAUAAAAAUAUUUUAUCUGACAUGGACAAACGUGCAUUAUUCGGGAUGGUAUUGAAUAGUAAUACCUGGAACCGUGACGAUACCGAAAGUGGCGCAACUCUUAUGUUAAUUUUAGCAAAUUGGCUACCUCCUAUAGACAAUGUCCUGGUAGUAGAUGAACACGGAAGAGACAUAGAUUAUAAUAAUUCAAAAUAUUCAAACUACUUAUUAAUUAAAGCUACAAAGCAGUUAACUGACAUGAAAAGAAAUAUACACCUAACAGUUUUAUACCAGCAUCAUCCAUUUUAUGGUUUAAUGGCAGCUUUAUUAAAUAUUACUUUUCGCAAUGGCCCGGAAAGUUCCUGCUUGACCUUACAGUUUGUCGAAAAAACAUUAGAUCUAUUGGAAGAUGCUGUAGAUUUCGUCCUAGCUAAGCUUUAUUUGGGAUCAAAGAAUAAUGAGAAUUAUUCAUCAUCGUUCGCGAAAACGGGAUUAGCAAUUAAUACAAUGAUUGAAAAUAGCAAGUUAGAUGAUAACGAUUUUAUCUUGAAAGUUACUGGAUUAAAAAUUUACAACAUUUGGAAGUGUUUAAAAAUCUCCUGUGAGAUAGCUAGUGAAAUAGGUGCAUUAAUGUAUACAGACGAAACGGUCAGGCGUUCCAUUAAUAUUAUCGUUACUGUAUUACUCAGAUGUAGACAUAAAGGUGCAGUGGACGCUGCGGGUACAGCAAUAGGACAUUUAAUGAGAUGUUUAUGCAAAGAAUCUAAGUAUUCUGAUUUGCCAAAAGAACAUAUAUUAUGUAUAUUAGAACAUCAUUCUAAACUAUAUUUAAAAAGUAUCACAAGAGUUGAUGUGUUAUCAAUAAUGUUUCAUAGAAUUGUCCUUAGCGAUAAUCGAAAGGAUAGACCUCUUCUACAUUUUGCUGUAAAAAGAUUGUUAAAUAUUCUGGACAAUACUUGCGACGACAUUUUCAAGUGUACAAAGGCCCAACCUAACUCACCAUCGGCGAGAUAUUUACAUUUCUUACGGGCUUUAGUGUCUGAUAAAGAAAUGCACGCACAGUUGAUCCCGUAUAUAGAAAGAAUUUCACUGACCUGUUUCAGAUAUAUGCAAUGCGAAGUAUGGAACAUAAAAAAUGCUAGUCUACAAUUGUUUGGGUCAAUAGUACCAAGAUUAGUAGGUCAAAAUUCUGGUGACAAGUUAGAAUUUGGAAAUAGAUACUCAACUAAUCAUUUUGUCACGCAUUAUCCUGUGCUCGCAGAUUACAUUAUGGAAGAAUUGCAGAGAUUCUUGUCUAUGUGCAAGGAACGUCCCACCGCGCUAUAUCCACAUUCGAGUAUCGUUCACAUUCUUAUACUUCUGUCACAAUUUUCAAGUAGCGCUUGCAACUUGAUCGAUUACUCUUCGCAAAACUAUGUUUUACAAGUGAAAUAUUUACUUCAUAUGUUCUUCAAAAGUCCCAUUUUACAUGUUAGACUUUUAGCUGCGAAAGCGUACGCGGGCUUGACAGAUUUUUUACAAAUUGAACUUACUUUUGAGAAAUUAAAACGGACAAUUUCUUCCUGUCGGAAUAUUAAUUUGAUCCAUGGAUAUUUAUUGGCAAUGAAAUUUCUGAAGGAAAAAUUUUCCGUUGAAAUGGAAAAUAUGAACUUGCGUUCAGAUGUUAAACAGUAUAAAAAACUAAGACUUCGAGAUAUAUCAGAAAUUUGGAACAAUAACCCACAAAAAUGUUAUAUAUUAGAAAAGCUAUUUCUACAACUACAAGAAACAUUUACCGAUGAAUUAUACCACUUUAACGUAAACGUAUCCCUGCUUUCUUCCGAGAAAACAAAACCAGGAUUUUUCCAAUUCAUUAAUCAUUCUACAAAAUUGUAUGCAGACUACAUUAACCGUACAAAUAAUAUUGAUAUUGUUAUUGUACAGACAAUUUUGGACUCCUCUUGUAUCGAUCAAAGUAUUUCUUUUAUAAAUCAUGUAUCACCUUCUGUACCAGUGAUGAGAAUCGUUCUUAAGAAUUUAAUGUUGAACAAACACAAUGAAUUACUUCUUAGUAGAAUGACUAAUUAUGUUCUUAAAACUUUAAAACAUUGUCCAUUAUCGGACAUAAAAGAAAUUUCGUUUGCCGAGAUAGUGAAUCUUUCAAACGGUCCAGUUCCCUUACCGGAGAUGUUAAAAGACGUAUUGGUAAUAAUAUUUUAUGACAACAUGGAAAUGAUAUUUCCACUACUGUUCCAUUAUGUUGUUUUCUAUAGUAUGCACCCGGAUGAACAUUUUAGACGAUUAGCAGCGGAAUAUAUGCAUUUAUCGGUUCGUCGUUUCACAGAAUUUACAAAGAAAUGUAAAUUAAUUAUUUUACAUGGCUGUCUAAUUUUACUAAAAGAUGAAAUCCCUGAAAUAGGUGAAACUAUAGCGAAGAGUUUAAGAAUAUAUGUUCUACCAACAAUUAGUACCAAGUAUGAUAUGUUAGAACAUGGCGAAUAUAUAUAUCAAAAAUUAUUAUUCGAAGUCAUGGCUGAAAGAUUAAAUUUUUCUAAGGAAAAGGACAUGAAUUUACUUUUUAUGAAGUUGUUCACUAUGAGUAUUGAGAAGAAUUUCGGAACAGAAUGUCUAAUGGCGAAUUUAAACGACGAUGAUUUAUUGUAUAGAUAUAAUUACUAUAGAGAGGAGUCAAAAUUUCUAAAUCUUUGUUUUUACUACAUGAAACGAAGGCACAACCGUGAUAAGUACCCUACAAAAGAUGAUACGACAGAAUGUAAUAAUGAAAAUGAUCUACACAUUGUAAAUCAGAUUGAAAAGAUACAUCAAUUCGAACAAAUGUGUUAUUCGGACGUGACAACAACUGUUUCAUAUAGGCAUUGCACAGCUCAUUUAUUAAUUAAGCAAAGACUUGUAACAUCCGAGUACAGUAAUGAUUCUGAUUCUGAUGAAUCUGAAGCAGAAAGGAAUUUGAGCCAGAUUGUGAACCAGCUUGAGAACCAGCUUACGCACCUCAUAUCCCGUGUUUUAGCUUGCGAAUGAAAGAGAAGGAUGAAACGAGAGUCAAGGCAAUCAAGCGAUUUAAAC
This is a messenger RNA of Habropoda laboriosa, 4755 nucleotides long. RefSeq lists its product as uncharacterized. NCBI's taxonomy places the organism in Eukaryota, Metazoa, Arthropoda, Insecta, Hymenoptera, Apidae. The coding region runs from base 22 to 4710 and encodes 1562 amino acids. The transcript is spliced from 7 exons. Gene Ontology annotation, cellular component: cytosol. Gene Ontology annotation, biological process: tRNA methylation. The record is from RefSeq and is a predicted model, not a curated record.